AUGGACACGAGCAGCGUGCCGCCGCACGUCGCGAAGGUGAACGUGACGACGCCGAGCACAGCGGACGCGAGCCAGAAGCGGCGAAAGCAGCCCGCGAACUUCCAGUGCCCGGUGCCGGGGUGCGGGAGCACGUUCACGCGGCACUUCAACCUGAAGGGGCACCUGCGGUCGCACGCGGAGGAGAAGCCGUUCCAGUGCAAGUGGCCGGGCUGCGGGAAGGGCUUUGCGCGCCAGCACGACUGCAAGCGGCACGAGCAGCUGCACCUGAACAUCCGCCCGUACCCGUGCGAGGGCUGCAAGAAGAACUUUGCGCGGAUGGAUGCGCUGAACCGGCACCGUGAGUAG
Molecule: messenger RNA, 345 nt
Organism: Postia placenta MAD-698-R-SB12
Lineage: Eukaryota; Fungi; Basidiomycota; Agaricomycetes; Polyporales; Adustoporiaceae
Exons: 2
Coding region: 1-345 (114 amino acids)
Source: RefSeq, a predicted model, not a curated record